AUGACCAACGCGAACGUAUCAACGGACCCGACUUUCCUAGCGGACGAGACACUGCACGAAGCAUAUGAGCUCGAGAUUGCCGAUAAGAACGGCAAGCCAGUGCGAUUCGGUGAGCUCGUUGCUGGAAAAGGAGAUUCUGUGACUACUAUUGUCAUUUUUAUCCGCCACUUCUUUUGCAUGUACGACCAAGACUAUGUCCGCACUUUAUCUGGUAAGAUUACACAAAGGCUGCUCGACACUAUCCCGCACCACGCCAAACCAGCCCAGGUCAUCAUCAUCGGUUGCGGUGACCAUACGUUAAUCGGCCCAUACAUCGAGGAGACUGCCGAUAUGUUCCCUCUAUACUCUGACCCCUCGGCGAAGAUAUACGAGACAUUGGAAAUGAAACGGACUUGGACCGGGUUCACUGAGCCGCCACCAUACUCGAGCUUAUCUUUUCCUAGUGCCUUCUUCAGAGAUAUGAAACAGAGAUGGAAAAAGGGGUGGAGCGCAUUGAUGGGUGGUCCUACCAAUUAG
Penicillium maclennaniae is the source of this 516-nucleotide messenger RNA. RefSeq lists its product as uncharacterized. The transcript is spliced from 2 exons. Bases 1 to 516 code for a protein of 171 amino acids. NCBI's taxonomy places the organism in Eukaryota, Fungi, Ascomycota, Eurotiomycetes, Eurotiales, Aspergillaceae. The record is from RefSeq and is a predicted model, not a curated record.